UGUUAUCGGCCGUUCAAUAUAAAGAGCAGUGCGGUAGUCGGCAGUGUGUACAAAAAUGUGUUCGUACAAGUAUGUGUUUGUCUUCCUUGCAUAUUUCAUCUGUGCAGAUGGAUUAUCGCCUCAACCCGCAGACUUCAACGCGUCAGCCGAUUGCGAAUUAAUAAAAGAUGCCUUGUAUGACGGCGAUCUAUCAACAAUUGUCAACAUUCUGACCAAUAGAUUGUAUGACCAACGACUUGAGAUUGCUCAUUUGUACAAAACGAAGUAUGGCAAGAUUUUGAAAGAGGAGCUCGUGGGUCACGAUCUGAUAAUUGCUUUAGUUGUCUCAACUCCUGUCUUUUACGCCACAGAGCUGCAUAAUGCCAUGAUGGGCACUGGGACCGACGAAGACGUCUUAAUCCAAAUUCUUUGCACUUUGAACAACAAACAAAUCUUAUCUGUUAUCGACGCUUACGAAUCUGAGUUUCAUAAUAAGCUAAUUGAUGACAUCAAAGGUGAUACCAGUGGAGACUUCGAAGACCUCUUGGUGGAAAUACUCCAUGCAGACCGUGACGAAAGAGAAGUUACAGAUUUAAAUCAAGCCCAAACCGACUAUAUUCGUCUUUACGAUGCAGGUGUCACACUAGUAGGAACCGAUGAGAAGGUCUUCUAUGAUAUCUUAUGUACACGCAACUACAAUCAGUUGAGAUUAAUCUUCCAAGAAUACAAAUUCAGAUUACCGCGUCAUGAUAUUGAAUACGCCAUAGAAGAAGAGUUUUCGGGAUAUGCUAAGGAGGGGCUCUUGACAAUCGUUGCGGUCGCCAAGAACCUUUCAGGGUACUUUGCCGAAAAAAUACAUCACUGCAUGCAUGCAAAUGACAAGAAGCACGAACAAUUGAUCAGGAUUAUUGUUCCCAGAUCUAAAACAGACGUGAUUGUUUCCAUUAAGCAGGAGUAUUCUAAAAUGUAUAAUAAAAGUUUGGAGUUUGAUGUUACUGAACACACUAAAGGUUUGUUUCGGAAAGCAAUUCUUAACCUGCUUAAUUGAUACGGUAAUAAUCAUAAUGCAAAAUGAAAUGUUAAUAAAGUUAAUAAAGAUAUCUACCGUCAAGCUAAA
Molecule: messenger RNA, 1096 nt
Organism: Photinus pyralis (common eastern firefly)
Lineage: Eukaryota; Metazoa; Arthropoda; Insecta; Coleoptera; Lampyridae
Product: annexin B9-like
Exons: 6
Coding region: 56-1027 (323 amino acids)
Cellular component (GO): cytoplasm
Molecular function (GO): calcium ion binding; calcium-dependent phospholipid binding
Source: RefSeq, a predicted model, not a curated record